Messenger RNA from Plutella xylostella (diamondback moth), 2147 nucleotides. The record is from RefSeq and is a predicted model, not a curated record. Lineage: Eukaryota; Metazoa; Arthropoda; Insecta; Lepidoptera; Plutellidae.
AUCAGUGUUAUCCCGGCGUUUCAGCGGAGCGGUCGCGCGACCAACGCCAACUUUCUCCACAACCACUACUAAAUAACAUCUUUAAAGUUAUCAAAACAUAGUGAUAACAACAUAAAAAGUUUAAACAAAAGUGCGCAAGAUUUUCCGUGAAAAUGUGAACCCAUGAAAGUUAUACAACUUGUUGUGCGUGAAAAACUUCCCAAAGGAUUUCCUGACAGAUUUUGGCGCCAAAAGAUAAAAGAUCAAAUGAUUUUUUGAAGAUCCGAAAUCAGAAUGUUGCAACCGGAGGAAAAAAAGGUGGCUGCAUGAACGAUACGCAAAUAGUUCUCGCUGAGGCUCCCGGUGUUUGCUCGGUGAAAUCUUAUCGUGCACUUGAUAAGUUAAAACACAAGCCCAGAGCAAACAGACGUUAUCAUGUUAGCAGAAUUCUUGCAGACGCGAAGAUACACCGCUAAGUCUGUCGCGCCGCGCCGGAGUGCCCUCUCGGAUUCCACGCUCCAAACUUGAGCCCGCAGUAACUCAUUAGAGGUGCCUAAAUUACAACUAGUGACUCUCACAGUUGUAUAAUGUGACAGUGACAGUGUUACGAAACAAAUGAAGGUUGCGAAGUGAUAGACGGGUGAAGAAGGGUUUAGGGUUGUCACAGACUCGUUAAAUCGGCAAGCUGGAGGACCUGGACACUUUGAAGAACGCAGAGAGCGUGUUCGAGAACACGAGCGCGAAGGCGGAGGAGUGCCUGGCGCGGCAUGGCAACGCGUCGCUCGGGGCGCACUGCCCCGCCUACUACGACGGGCUGCUGUGCUGGGAGCCCACGCCGUGGAACACGCUCGCCGUGCAGAAGUGCUUCAGCGUCUUCAAUGGCGUCCAGUAUGAUGAUACACAGAACGCGUCGCGUCUCUGCAUGGACGGCGAGUGGUUCAACCACAGCGACUUCGCGAACUGCACCGAGCGGAUCGCGAACGUGUCGCCCACUGACGUCACCAGCCUGAUCUACCUCGGCGGGUACUCGCUCAGCCUCGCCGUGCUGUCGCUCGCCGUACUAGUGUUCCUUUACUUCAAAGACCUCCGAUGUUUAAGAAAUACAAUACACACCAAUCUGAUGACAACGUAUAUUCUGUCUGCGUGUAGUUGGAUACUCAAUUUAGCUUUACAAAACAUGUCCGAGGAGGCCCAGACGGACCAGCCCUCGUGCAUGAUACUAGUUAUUUGUAUGCAUUACUUCUAUUUAACUAACUUCUUCUGGAUGCUCGUUGAGGGUCUUUAUCUCUACAUGCUGGUUGUGGAAACCUUCACAGCUGAAAACAUAAAGCUGAAAGUCUACACGACGAUAGGAUGGGGAGCUCCAGCAGUGUUCAUCACGGUGUGGGUGAUCGCGAGGUGCUUCGUGAGCGUCGGACCGACCACCGGGCCUGAUGAGACGCUGCCGGGCGAGUCGAAGAUGUGUCUGUGGAUGCACGAGCACCAGGUGGACUGGAUCCACAAGGCGCCGGCGCUGGCGGGGCUGGCAAUCAACCUGUUCUUCUUAGUCCGGAUUAUGUGGGUGUUAAUAACGAAGCUGCGCUCAGCCAACACUCUCGAGACGGAGCAGUACCGGAAGGCGACGAAGGCUCUGCUGGUGCUGAUCCCGCUGCUCGGCAUCACCAACCUGCUGGUGCUGUGCGGGCCCGCCGACCGCUCCUGGUUCGCCAACGCCUUCGACUACACCAGGGCCUGCAUGCUGUCUACGCAGGGCUUCACGGUGGCCCUGUUUUACUGCUUUAUGAACACGGAGGUGCGCCACGCGAUCAGGUACCACGUGGAGCGCUGGAAGACGGGCCGGGCCAUCGGGCGCGGGCGGCGGCGCGGCGCCAGCUACUCCAAGGACUGGUCGCCGCGGUCCAGGACUGAGAGCAUCAGGCUGUACAGUCACCCGUCUAAGCGCGAGUCGGCGGCCUCGGAGACCACCACCACGACGCUGCUGGUGCCGCGGACCUCGCUCGCGCCGCCACACGAUGUUCGACGUUCCGACUACAUAACGAGCGGGAGCGUGAGCGGCGACCAGUCGCCGGUGUGAGGAGGCGGGCGGGGGAGGCUCACGCGCCUGCGCACACUGCCCGAGGAGGACGCGCCGCCCGCGCCCCGCCCCGCCUCCCCCGCCUCCGCUCCAC